Messenger RNA from Hibiscus syriacus, 1810 nucleotides. Its product is annotated as FRIGIDA-like protein 1. The transcript is spliced from 3 exons. The record is from RefSeq and is a predicted model, not a curated record. Lineage: Eukaryota; Viridiplantae; Streptophyta; Magnoliopsida; Malvales; Malvaceae. The coding region runs from base 19 to 1686 and encodes 555 amino acids.
AUCAAUUCCAACUUUAAAAUGAUGUCGUCUGGAAGUCUUCCGGCGACGCCAUCGCUGAAAACAAUAGAAUCGGCGAUCGAACUCAUAGACGUCAAAAAGGGUGAGCUCAAGAAAGCCUUCGAUGAUCUCCAAGCUACCUCUUUGCGCCUCUCUUCUUUCUCUAUAACAUGGUCCGAGCUCGAAUCUCACUUCACGGCACUCCAAAACUCGGUCACUCAACGAUUCCACUUCCUCGAGUCCCGCGAAUCCUCUCGCCACCCAGUUGUGGCUGCCCCCGUUUCGGAUCACACUCGCUGCUCAACUCACUCGUCUUUUUCAAAACAAGGAGACCCAUCAGCUUCGAAGCCGUUAACGACACUGGGCAAAAUUGAUCCCGUGACUGACUCGGUGGUGACUCGGCCGGAGUUAAAGGAGUUUUGUAAGAGAAUGGAUUGGAGGGGAUUGAGGAAAUACAUAAAUGACCACGACAAAGAGCUGGAGGCUAUCCAGAUGGAGCUUCCAGGUGCUUUAAAGAGUGCUCCAUAUCCCGGGACAAUGGUUUUGGAUGCAAUGGAGGGGUUUUAUGUGGAGAAUUGUCCGAACAAAGGCGAUAAAGAUAUGGACUUGUUAGGUUUGAGGAGGGUUUGCGUGUCUUUGUUGGAGGGGUUGAUGGAAACUGGUUUAUGUUUUAGUGAAGAAGUGAGGGAAAGAGCAAAGAAGUUAGCUUUAGAGUGGAAUGGAAAGGUCAAUUUGAGCAAAGCUAACACCUUCGAGCCGUUAGCGUUUUUACUUUUAAUGGUAACUUACAGCUUGGAAGCUGUAGUUGAUAAAGGGGAGCUCGUGGGACAUUUUUUCGUCGCUGCUGGAUGCCGGAAAGCUGUAAUGUUGUGUAGGUCAAUUGGUUUAGGGGAGAAAGUUUAUGAUUUGAUUCAAAAGCUGGUAGAUAAUGGUAAGCAACAUCUUGCAGUGAGAUUUAUAUUUGAGUUUGGGCUUGCUGAAAAAUUCCCACCAGUGCCUCUUUUGGACAACUAUCUGAAGGAGACAAAGAAGCUUGCUGAGCAAGUUUGCGUUGAUGGAAAGAACUCUUAUAGGUCACUGAACGUGGCAGCAGAAAAAGAAAUCGGUGUCUUGAAAUCUGUAAUUAAAGUAAUUAAAGAUUGCAGGCUGGAAGCUGAAUAUCCACAGGAGUGCCUUCAGGAUCGUCUUGAGCAGCUUGAGAUGCAGCUGGCAGACAGGAAACGCACUGCAAAACUUACUGCUGCUUGGUCUAAACAGCAGCAGGCUAUUGAGUCAGCCAGUCAGCAGGAAAAGAAGAAGAAGAAGAAGUUGCAGGGGAAGCAGCAGCAGACCGGCAACAAGCGUCCUAAGACAACUACAACUGUUUCCCCUAUGGUAACCUCAUUUGGCGUGGCUGGUUCAAGUUCUGUGGUUUUGCCUUUCCGGCAAUCUCAUCUUCAGCCAGCAGGUUUAUUUCCAGAUCAGCCUGCUGCAUAUUUGAGCUCGCUAACUGGUCCUUAUGGCUUGGCAGGCCCUACUCCUGCUGUUAAUCCAUAUUUAAGCUCAUCAGCUACUGCUCUAUUUGGUUUGGCAGGAGCCCUUUUAGGUUUCUCCACGACUCCAAAUCCUGCUGCAUCCCAUCCAUAUUCUUAUGGCCAGCAGCCUUUUAACGGUGCAUAUGGUUUACCACCACAAUACCAUCCACAGUAGCUCAGCUUUGUUUUUGCCUGUGGUAUGCUUUUGGAUGCUAAGGCAUCAAUGCACUGGUUGUUGGCCACUUCUGCAUUUUUUAUGGCAGAAACUAGGCUUAGUAAUUGAUAAUUUAUUUAAUUGA